Molecule: messenger RNA, 1909 nt
Organism: Manacus vitellinus (golden-collared manakin)
Lineage: Eukaryota; Metazoa; Chordata; Aves; Passeriformes; Pipridae
Gene: RSAD2
Product: radical S-adenosyl methionine domain containing 2
Exons: 6
Coding region: 1-1074 (357 amino acids)
Biological process (GO): positive regulation of immune response; defense response to virus
Cellular component (GO): mitochondrion; endoplasmic reticulum; lipid droplet
Molecular function (GO): 4 iron, 4 sulfur cluster binding; catalytic activity
Source: RefSeq, a predicted model, not a curated record
AUGCACCUGGACAUGCUGGGCCGGCUGUUGUCCAUAGGACGGGCGGUGCUGGCGGCGCUGCGGGGGCGGCUGGGCGCGUUGUGCUGGAGCCUGACUCCCCUCUCCCUGUCCCUGUCUCUGUCCCUGCCCUUGCCCGGCUGGCGACGGGACUCACCCCCACGGAGGGAGCGAGAGCAGGAGUGGGACGACGCGUCCCCGACACCCACCAGUGUCAACUACCACUUCACUCGGCAGUGCAACUACAAGUGCGGCUUCUGCUUCCAUACUGCCAAGACCUCCUUCGUGCUGCCGCUGGAGGAGGCCAAGCGGGGGCUGGCGAUGCUCAAGGAGGCGGGAAUGGAGAAAAUAAAUUUCUCGGGAGGAGAACCGUUUCUUCAGGACAGAGGCGAAUUUGUAGGCAAACUGGUGCAAUUUUGCAAGCAGGAGUUGGAGCUCCCAAGUGUCAGUAUUGUUAGCAACGGCAGCCUGAUCAGAGAGCGGUGGUUCAAGAAGUACGGUGAAUAUUUAGACAUUCUGGCAAUUUCAUGUGAUAGUUUUGAUGAGGAUGUCAACAUUUUAAUUGGCCGUGGUCAAGGAAAGAAGAACCACGUGGAAAAUCUGCAUAAACUGAGACAGUGGUGCCGAGAGUAUGCUGUUGCUUUCAAAAUAAAUUCGGUGAUCAACAGAUUUAAUGUUGAGGAAGAUAUGAAUGAGCAGAUCAAGGCACUCAACCCUGUGCGCUGGAAGGUAUUCCAGUGCCUGCUCAUUGAAGGGGAGAACAGUGGUGAGGAUGCCUUGAGAGAAGCAGAAAAAUUUGUUAUUAGUGAUGAAGACUUUGAACGAUUCCUGGAUCGCCACAAAGAUGUCUCCUGUUUGGUACCUGAAUCUAAUCAGAAGAUGAGAGAUUCAUACCUCAUUCUGGAUGAAUAUAUGCGUUUUCUAAACUGUAGAAAUGGACGGAAAGAGCCUUCUAAGUCUAUCCUGGAUGUUGGUGUGGAAGCAGCUAUAAAAUUCAGUGGAUUUGAUGAGAAGAUGUUCCUAACAAGAGGAGGAAAGUAUGUGUGGAGUAAAGCUGACAUGAAACUAGACUGGUAACUCAAUAUACUGAGUUAGGGCAGUGCAUCAUGUAAAGAAAAUAUGUGUGCAUAUGAUGAGUGUAUACCUGUAUUUAAUGCUUUUAAUUACACUUGGUAUAUUAUACAGACUGAUGUUCAGUAUAAAUCUAUAUGGGAAUGUGUUUUUUAAAUGCAGAUUAUGUACUUUUAUUUUAUUGAGCAUAACUUAAUACUUUCAGAGCUUUCAUAUGAGCAGAUGUCUGAAAUAAACUUUCUAAUCCAUUUUAUGAAGGACUUAAGGGCAAACUGUUAACAUAACGUCAUGUAGUAAAUGUUUUUAAAAUACUACAUGAGUGUGCAUGCCAGAUAAAUCAAACUCCACCCCAAUCUCUACUUCAUUAUAAACAGCUGUAAGGAUGGAGAAGUGAAAACUCUUAUCGGGGAAUGCAUUCUGCCUGUUUCUCAGGGAAAGGUGGAUUGUAGUUCCUCUGUAGAUCAGAAGAGGGCCAGCUGGCAGGCCACUGGAAGCACCAUCUGCCUUUUUCGGGGGUAACAGAGGGUCAGAAUCUAGGAAUCAUUAUCUGUAAUAAUGUAUUUAAAAGACAAUCAAGAUGAAAAACUUGGCCAUUUUCAUUUUUUAAGACUUAACUGUAAAAGUAUCUGGUUUUAUUCUCCCUCUCCUCCAUAUGCACAGAAAACAUUUGCAAAAAUGUUGGGGGAUGUAAAUUUCUGCAAAAACAUAUUUUUAGUCAUGAAAGAAUAUUGUAUUUGUCCGUCCUAAAACCUAGAAGUACGUUCUACCUAAUGAUAAACAACUUCUUAUUUCACAUUGGCAAUGGCCUUAGUUCUAACUAAUAUUUACAGUGAGAAUGUUU